CUUUGCAUCGGGCGGCCGGAGACAGCGUUUCAGGCGGCUGAAAUUCGCACGCAAACGGUCUCUGCGGAAAACUACGUAAAAAUUUAAACAAACUUUUUAAACUACUCUGUUAACAUGUUGACUUCGUUUUUUGUCUCUAACAAUACAUACUUGGUGUCAUAUAACUUCUAAAAAUAAUUUAGACGAAUCUAAUUCUUGUGGACCUGUUAAUUACAGUGAUGUAGUGAUAAAUGAUAAAUAGUUUAUGUCAAUUGCGUUAAAAUGUGAUUUAUGUGAACAAAGACAUAUGAGUAAAUAAACGUUAUUGUUUGUUUCGUGUGCACACAUGCCAUUUAAAGUGAAGUGAUAUAUAAAAAUAUCAGUUGAAGUUUGUAUAAGUAAUUUCUAUGUGAAGGUUAAAAAAUCAGUAAGUGCGCAAUGUCAACUUCGGGAGCGGGGACUAGCAUGCUAAUCGCUUUGCAAACAACCUGUAAGACGGCGUUUGGUUCUGCCCCUUGUGUGCCUUGCGUGUUAGCACAGUGAGCUAAGAAGGCCUCACUUAGCGAAGAACAAAGGAUACUGUCGUUGUUAUCUGCUUAUCACAAGACACCAUGGACACUAGCACAACAAAUUCAAGUCAAGAUGACGACACGGAUUGGUCGAGAAAUUCAACGAUGGAGGAGUACUCUUAUAUUGCACACAAUGCUACCGACUCUUACGACACACUAUACGACGUUCCCACCGGCAUGAUAGUGCUGCUGUCUUUUUUAUACGGGUCCAUAUCGGUGCUGGCCGUGGUGGGGAACUUCCUGGUGAUGUGGGUGGUGGCUACAUCGCGGAGGAUGCAGAGCGUCACCAAUUGUUACAUAGCAAAUCUAGCGUUAGCCGACAUAGUUAUAGGAUUGUUCGCUGUACCAUUCCAAUUUCAAGCGGCGUUGCUGCAGAGGUGGUUACUGCCGCACUUUAUGUGUCCCUUCUGCCCAUUCGUACAAGCCCUCAGUGUCAACGUCAGCGUCUUCACGCUGACAGCCAUCGCGGUGGAUCGACAUAGAGCGAUUAUUACCCCUCUGAGCGCACACACGUCCAAACGCAUAGCGAAGGUGAUUAUAGUUUUUAUUUGGCUACUGGCUCUGUCUUUGGCAGCGCCUAUGGCCAUGUCUUGGGAAGUCAUAAUGGAAGAUGAGCUAGAUCCUAUUACAAAUCAAAUUUAUAAGAAGCCAUUUUGUGCUCCUAGCGAGUUCGGCUCGCAUUCCUUAGCAAUCUAUAGACUGCUUUUGUACAUAUUUCAGUAUGUGAUCCCGCUUUGCGUGAUAACAUUUGCAUACGCACACAUGGCGAUGAAGCUAUGGGGUGCGCGUGCACCGGGUAACGCACUCGAAGCGAGAGAUGCAAAUCAUAUGAAAAACAAAAAAAAGGUGAUAAAAAUGUUGGUGCUGGUAGUCGCGCUCUUUGCUCUGUGCUGGCUCCCGCUUCAGAGCUAUAUGCUAUUGCAGUCGUUUUUCCCUUCGAUAAACGAGUACAGAUACAUCAACGUGUUAUUUUUCUGCUUCGACUGGUUGGCGAUGAGCAAUUCUUGCUAUAAUCCAUUUAUCUACGCCAUUUACAAUGAAAAGUUCAAAAAGGAAUUCAAGCAGAGAUUUACAUUUGGGAAGAAGCCUAAUAGAUUUGCCAACGAUAGCUAUGAGGAUGGACAGUCCUACAGGACCAGGAUACUAUCAUUUCGGUCAACAAAUGACAGAAGCGUUUAUUCGGCAAGAAAAUCGAUAAAUAUCGCCCUGGAUGAUACUUUGAAGCCUCCAGGAAGAAAUCCUUGCCAUUGUCUGAGAAGCCAAAGUAACUUGCAGGGCGGCAAUGGUUUUAGACUUAUGAAACCUGAAGUACAAACAGAUCAGAACAACAGCUUUAGAUCUAAUGAUAGUAAAAACAAAAGAAGACCAACAAAAAGAAUAUCAAAUGAUAUGCCUAUCGGUGAUGAAAGGGUUAGUGAACUGUAUAUAUUUCCUAAUAGUAACAUUGUAGAGUUUACAGACAUAUCUUACGAUGACAAAGUGUAAAUAUAAUUAUAGAAAGAGAAAUUCCAUUACAUUGUUAUUAUUUAGAGAACUGUCCAUAGUUAUUUAUUUAAUACUAUAAUUAAGAAUAAAUAACUAAAUUAAGAAUCUU
Molecule: messenger RNA, 2142 nt
Organism: Amyelois transitella
Lineage: Eukaryota; Metazoa; Arthropoda; Insecta; Lepidoptera; Pyralidae
Gene: NGR-A23
Product: RYamide receptor
Exons: 11
Coding region: 591-2033 (480 amino acids)
Biological process (GO): G protein-coupled receptor signaling pathway
Cellular component (GO): membrane
Molecular function (GO): neuropeptide Y receptor activity
Source: RefSeq, a predicted model, not a curated record